Marasmius oreades (fairy-ring Marasmius) is the source of this 1696-nucleotide messenger RNA. RefSeq lists its product as uncharacterized. Gene Ontology annotation, molecular function: pectinesterase activity. The record is from RefSeq and is a predicted model, not a curated record. Lineage: Eukaryota; Fungi; Basidiomycota; Agaricomycetes; Agaricales; Marasmiaceae. The transcript is spliced from 10 exons. The coding region runs from base 465 to 1646 and encodes 393 amino acids. Gene Ontology annotation, biological process: cell wall modification.
UCAUCAACGACACCUCAUACGCGCAGAUAUUCGACCUUCGAUGCCUGUCAAGAGAUUCCGUCAAUGUAUCUAUAUUGUAACGGGGUCUUCGCCCAUUCAAAGGUUGAGUCUGGUCGUGGAGUCUCCUCUCUCUCGAUGAAGGCUAGGUGGGAAUGUCGCCAAUUAUCAUCAGGAAGUCUCGACAUUACAUAUUAUCCGCAUCCAACCGAGCAUUUUCAUUUUCAUAGGCUGAACAGCGAUCAGUCGUGAACUCAGGAUAACAACGCAAUCGGAAAGAACUGGCUACUCAAGGUCCUUCAUUCGACAAAGUUUACACCUGACUGAAGGUACCCACAUGUACAAGGCUCUAGUAUAUCACGGUCCGCCGCUCAUACGGACCGCUUUCACCAUGCGAAAACAUCACGAGCCAUCUCGUUCUCUACAAAUGCAUUCUGGUGCUGAUAGGAAAUGCAUCCUCGUCCAUUAUGUUCUCGUUUUCCCUCGUUUUUUCAGUGUUUGUUUGUAUCUGGAGGGUGCAAGGCCUUUCACUUGAAUUUCUGCCCUGUCAGUUACAAAAACCUCUAAAUAGGUCGCCUUUAGAAGGUUGUCCUGCUGGGACCAUUUUUGUCUCUCAGAAAACCAACGAUUCAAAUGCGAAGUUUAAAAGUGUUCAGGAAGCUAUUCUCUCACUGCCAGCAGAGGGUGCAGCGACGAUUCUGAUAGGUGAAGGAGAAUAUCAUGAGAAUGUGAACAUAACACGGUCAGCCCCCAUUACUCUACUUGGUCAAGUGUCAGCAAGGUUGGCGAAUUCGGCCAACCAACCAUUCUUCACUAACGCUUCCAUAAAAAACCUGGUGCAAAUUUUCGACACGCGAUUCGUGCAGUCGGGACUAGAUGAUGCCUCCUCUGCGGUUCUAACGGUCGCUCCGAAUGGCGCUGGAGCACUGAUUGGUGCCGGCCCUACUGGUGCACCAUUGCAGCCUAAAUUCGGGAAUGUUAAUUUCAAGGCAUAUAACAUCGACUUCCAAAACCGAGCGGCUAACUUCUCGAUAUCACAAGCUCUCGUUACGGACAUUUCCUAUGCCAAUGCUUCUUUCUACGGCUGUUCAUUUGCUAGCUUCCAAGAUACAUGGUAUACUGGCCGGAAUGCGAGUACCUACCUCGUUGAUAGCGUUAUUUUUGGACAAACAGAUUAUUUGUUCGGCUUUGGCACUGCGUGGUUCCAAAACGUUAUCCUCGCAAACCGUGCUUGCGGAGGUGGAAUAGUAGCGUGGAAAGGAACCAAUCUGACCGACGCACCUGGGAAUCGUUACGGCGCGUACAUAUCUGAUUCGAGGAUCAUUCGAUCCCCCGAUGCCAACUCUACGACGAACAUCACACAGUCGUGUUUCCUCGGUCGUCCGUGGAAUGAUCUUGCUACGACGGUUUUCUUGAAUGUCUUUAUGGAAGAUGUUAUACAACCGGUCGGGUGGACGACGUUUUCUGGGAGACCUGACAUAAUGAACACUACCUUCUACGCUGAAUUCAACUCCACUGGUCUCGGAGGCAACACCAGCAAGCGUCUUGCACUUGAGCAUAUCUUGACUCCUGAUGAAGCGAGGGAGUUCACCGUCGAUAGUGUGUUUUUGGAGCGGCCCAAGUGGAUUGAUUUCGAUUACAGAUUUUAAAUAUUUUUUCUCGGAAUGGUCGAAAUCAGGAUGAAACUUUUGUUUUCCUC